AUGAGGUUAACAGCACUGUGCGUAUGUGGGACCCUGCUGGCUUUCUUGAGCCUCUCUUGGACCACAGCGGACUCUGAUGAAGGAGACCUCCUGGGGGAUAAUGGAUUUGGGCCUUGCGCUGCAACUCUGAGACCUGAGGGGCUGUGCAGACAGGGGCAGGAUGAGAGCAUGUGCCCCUACCUAUUCAGUCUGCCGCCACUGACUGUCCAUUUGCCAAAGCAGCUCAGAGAGCUGGAGAAGAUCGUAAAGGAUCUGCAGAAGCUGAAGGACAAUGUGGAUCAACUGAGGAAGAUGUGUGCAGAUUGUACAGUAAGCCAAACUGAGAGAGAGUGUGGGAGGCAAAGAGAAAGAGAGCAUGAAAAGCUGAAUGAGGGUACGGAUAGAUAUGAGGAUGAGAGGGACUUGCUGAAUGUGAAAUAUGCUGAGAGACUAAAAGAUUUUAGCCAGGAGUGUGGGACAGACAGGGUUAAAGCAGAAAAUACUAUGGAAGGAGAUGGUGACACUGAGUCUGAAAAAAGAACAAGUUUGGAAGAGAAAGGGAGAAAGAAAUGGGAAGCAGAAAGGGAGAGCGAUAAAGGGGUCGUAAAAGAAAAUGAGAAUGAAGAAACCGAAAGAGAAGUGGCAGGAAAAGAUGGAAAAACUCAGACAGAGGGGGCAAAAGGAAAGAACAAAUUUGGACAGGAAAAGGUGCCAACUGCUGGUGAAAAUGACAAAAUAAUAGAUAUGGACAGAAAAAAGGUUGUUGAAAAAAAUAACAGAGAGAGAGAGACUGAUAGAAAUAAGGAAAAAGAUGGAAAAGGGAAUUCAAAGGGAGAUCGAGGUGAUAAGUUAGAGAAUGGAAAAGGGAGGAAGAUUACAACUAAUACAAAAAAUAAGGAGAAAACAGUAGAAAGCGACCGUCCCGUAUGGCGAGAUGAAACAAAGGAAACAGAGAAAAAGACCCGAACUGAAGAAGACAGGGCCAGUGAUGGAAUAAAGAUGUCUGAGGACCAUGAUGAGCAUACAAAUAAGGAGCAAGAGCAGCACGGGGAGGAGAGGAAAGAGGAAAUGGAAAAGGGAAUAAAAGUGGAGCUAAAUAAUGAGAAACCAAAACAGACUGAAAGAACCGGGCGCACAGAAAAAGAGAAGACUAUAAAAGAGGGGGAGGUGGAGGACAGGGAGACAGGAAAGGAGAUCAAAACAGAAGGAGAAAAAAUGGUCCAGAGUGUGCAGCGAGACAGUGAUGGAGAAUUAGCAUCCAGCAAAGCAACUGAGAGAACAGACUUUGUUUCAAUCAGCCAGACUCCACACUCUACCAUUAGUUCAGCUCCGAGGCAUGACUCCAUGGACUCAAACGAAGCUAUAACCCUUACGUCAUCUCUUCCACCUCCUCCUUUAUCCAGCUCCACUUCACAUUUGAACACAGUUGUCAAUCAAGGGAUGGCAAUAAAUGCUGACGGACUACCAACCCAAAGCACAGGCCUUUCUGAGCACUCAAGCCCUGAGGCGGAAGCAGGCUUUAGGACCACAAGUAGGCCAACAACAAUAGCUACAGUAAGCACACUGGGUGGGCCAGGACAGCAGAUAACCAGUGGUGCUAUUGGGUCCACCUCUCCAACAAGACCUGGGGCAGGCUUCCAGGGUAGAGGUAGCUCAACUACGGCAACGACAACCACCACAACUCCUCAUCUGAAUUUAUACACAACUACAUUUCCAGGAGUUGCAAACCGCAGCCGUUGGACAGCUAAAAAGAACAUCAGCUCAAGCACUAAGACUGGCGUAAAAAAACCUCUACCAGGCCGAGAACCAAAGCCAGGUGAAAAGCAUAAACCUGAAAUUAAGCCUGAAGCAGGCCAAAAGCUUAAGAAUCCUAAGAAUGACCGCAAACCUGAUCGAGCUUCUUUGCCUGACAUAAAAACAAAACAAGACCAAAAGCAGAAGCCUUCCCCCCAAACACCUACAACUGACCAGAAAUCUAAACCUGGCAAAGACCCGAAACGAGUCCAAAAUCCAAAACCUGAUCAAAGAUCUCCACCUGACAAUUUACCAACUGAUCAAACUCUUGAAAACACUAAAAUACCUAAACGUGAUCAAGAACGUAGAACUGAUGAAAACCAGUUACCUAUUCAAAAGCCAAGAUCUCAUGAAAAGCCUGUGCUUCCAGUCCAGAGACCUACAUCUCAACAACGACCUCAAACUGUAAACACCACUGGUUCUGGCAAAGAGACAGAGAAAGAGCCUGAAUCUGCUGGAAAGCCAAAUAUUAAUCAAAACCCAAAACCUGAGAAAAAGCCGGUUAAUCCCCUGAAAACCGACAAGCCUGACCAAAAGCAAAAACCUCACAAAAAGCCAAAAAAUGAGGAAAACACUAAACCUGAUCAGUAUUUCACAACUGUUCAAGAGCCUGAACCUGAACGAAGUGAAACAACUAGUCUUACGCCAAAACCACCAAACGAAAUGCCUGUGACAGAAUUACAAGAAAAUUCAGAUAGAAAUCUUUUGCCGGUGCCUAAAACCGCCCAAGACUCAACACCUGGACAAAGGCUUACACCUGAUCGUGCCCCGAUCAAACCUCCUGAUCUAAAGCCAAACCAGAAAAUACCCAAAAUAAACCAAAAGCCUAAACCCGGCCAAGCACCUAAACCAAACCAAAAACAUCCAGAGCUCACAACAAGCCCAAAAACUAAACCAAAUGUAAAGCCUAAACCUGAACAAACACCAAGAACCAAUCAAGGGUUUAAAACACCUCGGCCUGAGCAAAUACCUAAUCUUAACCCCAAAUCUGUGCCGGAUGAAAUCCCUGAAGCAGAAUCUAACAAAACAUCCAGAUCGAAGCCUCCCCCCAGACACAGGCCACCAACCAGACCGACAGUCAAGCCAGGAGCAACACCUGUUCAAAUGCCAAAACCACCACUGCAACUAAAGCCAAGUCCAAAGGCCAAAACAGAUUUAGAUCCUCCUCAGAUCAGCAGGACUACGUCAGACGAUAUCCAGAAGUCUCAAACUGACAUGCCACCUGCGUCUGGUCCUGUAAAACCGAUUUCUGAUGUGACUCAGUCUCCCGAGCACACGGAGGUAAGUCCCAGUAAGAUGAAAACUAUCACUCUGGGUCCAAAGACCUCCAGCAGCCAGGAGACUGGGCCCUUCCCUCGCCUUCAUACUCUCUCUGAAGGCUUCACGACGAGCCCACACAGCAGGGUUACGUCUGAUCUGAGGCCACAAACAGCUGGUCAACCACCAUCGAUCCCAAUGACAACAACACCAAACAAAAUCAUGCGUGGGAUUCUCCCGAGUGUUAUCCCUAGCACCAGUCCAGGAUCCACAAAGCCAAAACAAGCUUCUAAUACUGACUCCAGGUUACAAGCUAAGAUACUUCACAAUGUGGAGGAAGCAGCACCAAAAGAAACUCCAAAACCAGAUGACAUGAUGUUUCCAGUCCCUUCCCCCACUGCCCAAACUACCUCCACAACCAGCCCUGAACUCAGGUCAACAGGCCCUGCCACCUCUGGCCCCGGGCCCCUGGACGCAGAAGCCUCCACUCCCAGUGCACGUGAGCUACGGGUGAAAAUCAACCAGGUGGCUGCCUUCUUCAAUAACAGCCUGAGUCCAAAUGGAAGUCCACUGGACAGGCGUCCCAAAGAGCACCCAGAGGACAAGCAUGGAGGCAGCAGGCCUGACAAGACAAACACACUGCCAACACAGAUACCACCUAAAGGCAAGAGAUAUUACUUUUAA
Molecule: messenger RNA, 3714 nt
Organism: Morone saxatilis (striped sea-bass)
Lineage: Eukaryota; Metazoa; Chordata; Actinopteri; Moronidae
Product: mucin-5AC-like
Exons: 1
Coding region: 1-3714 (1237 amino acids)
Source: RefSeq, a predicted model, not a curated record